Messenger RNA from Ylistrum balloti, 1275 nucleotides. Its product is annotated as RING finger protein 141-like. Lineage: Eukaryota; Metazoa; Mollusca; Bivalvia; Pectinida; Pectinidae. Gene Ontology annotation, biological process: protein autoubiquitination. Gene Ontology annotation, molecular function: ubiquitin-protein transferase activity. The record is from RefSeq and is a predicted model, not a curated record. The transcript is spliced from 7 exons. Bases 331 to 1044 code for a protein of 237 amino acids.
UGAAUCUUUCAAUAAGUAUAUUUUCUACCCUACCCUGCCUCACUUCAACCAGGAAACAGUGUAAAUACUAACAUCAUCCCUUUGUGGACACUAACUAAGCACACUUUGUCUGAGGACAUUACAACAAAUCUCCGUCUGUUCGUGAACUCUAUAACAAAGCUUCAUCUGUCUGUGGACAGUACAACUUAUCAUCAUCUGUUGGUGUACAUAAUAAAUUAAUAUCAUCUGUCUGUGGACACUUCAACUAAACAUCAUCUGUUUGAGGACUCUACAACUUAACAUCAGCUCUAGAUGGCAUAUUAAAAGUAAUGGUGUCAUAGCUGGAACAACAUGGGCCAGGGAAAAAGUUUUCCUGACCCAGAGAAGACUGUUGGACUUGUCCAUGGAAAACUUAAGUUACAUUUAGGGGUCAUCACAAAGAUAGCAAAACUGUCCUAUGAUGACUUAUUACAAUCUAUAAAGGAUAUAAAUGAAUUAACUACAGCCUUUACUGACCACAAAGGGAAACAACUCAAGUUUUCAGUGGAGUCUGGUACAGACACAACUUUUUUCUGGAAGCAUACAAUACGAAUCUGUUGUCAGAAGAUAAACACGAGACGUAACCUGAUUGAGUCCUCUCGGAUCCUUAAGCUUCGCCAGUAUAUUGAAGUGUAUUGUGAGAUCACAGACCAAGUGUCAAGCCUCUCUCUGGCCUCUGACAACACUUCUAUGCCAUCACCACUGGCAGCUGCUGGAGAUCUCUCAGCCUCUAUCUUAUUUGAUGAGGCAGCACGCAGGAGUGAUAUAGAGGAAAUGGAGUGUUGUAUUUGUAUGGAGAAUAAGUCUGAGAUCAUCCUAGCCUGUAGCCAUAAGUUUUGUGAGAGCUGUAUAGACCAAUGGAAUGUCUCAAGUCGCACCUGUCCUAUUUGCCGUGCCAAGGUACGAAGUACGGAUGACACCUGGGUGCUCACAGAAAAGCCCUCUGCUGUUGAAUUCCAGUCUGAAGUGAAGGACUAUCUACUGGGAAUAGUUGAUAAUAAAGGACAACCUGAUGUAUCACAUUAGUGCUUUCACAGAGGUCAUACUAAUGUUAGGGUCAGUCUAGUGCUGUAUGUUAGGGUCAAACUAGUGCUAUAUGUUGGGGUCAAACUAGUGCUAUAUGUUAGGGUCAAACUAGUGCUAUAUGUUAGGGUCAAACUAGUGCUAUAUGUUAGGGUCAAACUAGUGCUAUAUGUUAGGGUCAAACUAGUGCUAUAUGUUAGGGUCAAACUAGUGCUAUAUGUUAGGGUCAAACUA